AUGGACAAAUCUACUGAGAAACAGGAAAACUGUGAAAGGGAUGGUCCUUACCUGCCGUGUCUGCUGCGGACCAUCAGCACCAGGGAAUCUGGGCCAGCUUUGCACAGCAGCAAUGAUGUGGAGAUGAGGCUUGUGGCUUUGGGUUCUGUACCCUCCCAGAACAUACAGCAUAGCCAGGUGAGGAACCUGUCUCCAGCCAUGGCCAUGGCAGAUGUGAAGGAACAUGUAUGGAUGUGUGACUGCCAGCUGCCCAACACUCAAAGAUAUCCCAAGCUAGAGAUGGCAGCAGAGGAGGACAGGCAGCGGGUGGGUGGCAGGCAGGAAUCAGGGCAGGCAGCAGACAGGUUCGGCAGGGCGGGCAGCGAGGGGCAGGCAGUCUGCCUGGCGUCGCGGCCGCUGCACCAUCCCCGCCCGGCCGCUCGUGGGGAGCGGCGCGGGCCGGGGAAGGGCCAGGCCAAAGCCCGGGGCUGUCAGGGCACGGCGCUCUCCCGGGCACCGAGGCUCGGCUGCGCCGGCCCCGAGUGGCCCCUCCUCUCGCUCCGCUGCCCCUCCUGCCCCGCCCGGCGGGGCUCCGCGGGAUGGGCCGUGCCGCGCUGCUCCCCCCGGCCCGGCCCCGGAGGGCGGGCGGGUGCGGCUGCGGGUGCGGUGCACCUGCUGGGCGGCUCGGCGCGGCGGGACUCGGCAGCGCUCGGCGGAGCCAUGCCGGCUGCCACCACACUCGGGCUGGACUCUCAGCGCACCUCCGCGCUAGGGCGGGACAGCGGUGGCCCCCGCGGACACACAGGGCAGUGCCGCCGGCUGCUCCCGCCGCCGCUCGGCUCCCUGCGCGUCCUGCACGGCAGCGGCACCGACGUGGGCACCGUGGUCGCGUUCCGGUGCUCGGCCGAGCUCCAGCUGCAGGGACCGGACAUCGUCACCUGCGUUUGGAAAGGGAACGGCACGCAGUGGACAGCCGGAGUGCCCUCCUGCAAGCCCAUAUCAAAAUACGAGACUUUUGGCUUUAAGGUCGCAGUGAUUGCCUCCAUUGUGAGCUGUGCUGUCAUUCUGCUGAUGUCCAUGGCUUUCUUAACUUGCUGUCUGAUCAAGUGUGCGAAGAAAAGUGAGAAGAGGAGAGCUCAAAGAGAAAUGCAGCUGUGGUACCAGCUGAGGACUGAAGAACUAGAGCACAUGCAAGCUGCUUACUUUGGUUUUAAGGGAAGAAACAAUAACAACAACAGUAAGAAACUCAGGAAUACAUCUGUUUUUGGUGAUGUGACUGACAUGGCAUAUGAUAACCAAGGCUUCUACAGGUCCCAGGAAGAGCGGACUCAGGAUGUCGUAGUUGGGUGUUGCAAAGACAGCAGUGACCUGCUGAAGGUAGCCAAGAGCAGUGGUGCACCUGGGGCACACAUGGUACUGAGACACAACACUGCACUGCAGACGGUGAACUCCAUACACGUUGUUGAAGUCUACAGUCAUAAGGAUAGUUACAACAAACCAACCUGCCAGUUACCUGGAUAGCUGGUGUCUGAAAUGCAACUGCUUCUCUGGACCAAAAUGACACGUCGAUAGAAAUAUGUGCCUUAAAGACAACAUAGAAAGUUUAUUAUUCAUAUGAACUGUAAGUUUUCUAUAUUCCAAGAUAGUUAUUUAAGAGAAAUGCUUCAAGGUCUAAUACAAAUAAAAGAUGUGAAUAUUGGGGCUGUCAAUCCAGAGCUGUUCUCUGCAGUGUGCUGUGUAGUGUGACCAUGGCGAAAGCAUAAUGCCCUUCUGCACAGUGUAGAGGCAUAUUUGCCUCAUAGGAAGCUGCUGAUAAUAAUUGCACACCUCUCAGAUUCCAGUCUUAUCUGAAUCAGUGGGUUUUGUAAGAAUUUCAGAAAGAAAAGUCCCCCAUAUUUUUACAAAGUAGAAUGAUAGAACUACAAAACAAAUUUGGUUUUAAUUAAAUGCCCCAUUGUUUUGUAUUGGAAAGGUCUUUAAUUCAUCUGCUCUGUGUUUAGAGACCAUGUAAGACUGGGUGCAGCAAAGGCCCGUCUGCAGGUCUGCCAGCCUGUGGGAGAGGAGAUGGCACAUGGAGGGGUGUGGUGCGGUGCUGUGGCACACCUUGGGGCCCCCACCAGUGACCUCCUGUAGCUUCUACUGGUGUCCCAGUGCGAGAGCAGUUGGUGUGCAGGGGGGAACAGCAGUGCAGCCUUCCUGGAGCAGCCAGCUCAGGAUCGCUGCAGCAUCAUUCCUGUGAGACCUCUCUAAAUAAAGGGCUGAGGUAGCUUUUGAAAGCCUGCCUUCUUUUCCUUUUGUUAAUCUGUACAUCAUGUGGGGAAACAAGGUGGUUUUUUUUCUUGUUUUGUCCUUUUUGAAUAGUUAAGUAACAGAUACAGUGCUUUUUCUACUGUUUAUAUGCAAAUACAUGUAUAUAUUACUUACAGUAUGGUUAUUUUUGUUCCAGUUGAAGUCUUACUUAAUACUAUCAUCAGUUUUCUGUUUAAUGGGUAUCAUCACAUCCCUCUUGUGGGUGGAAACAUGACCUUAUAGCAGGCUGCAGUAAUUGUUUUGUGGUAUAUUCCCUUGAUAUGAAUCCAGUAUCCUCUCACAGCCUGCAGUUCUGAAGCUUCAGUUUUGAAAUUCAAAUUACUGUAGUUUGCUGGCAAAUGCCCUCUUCUAUCCUGGCCAUACUCUGCAGAGAUCAAAAACACAUGCUUGAAAUUCAGUAAGAUGCAGCAGAGCAGCUUUCUUAUUGUUUCUAAUAAUCUCAGUUCUGCUGUACGCUACACCAAGGUGCACCCUGCAACACACUUCUCACUACACACUGCAGAAACGAGAACGGAUA
This is a messenger RNA of Pyrgilauda ruficollis (rufous-necked snowfinch), 2806 nucleotides long. It is a transcript of the gene SUSD3, whose product is annotated as sushi domain containing 3. The record is from RefSeq and is a predicted model, not a curated record. Bases 1 to 1500 code for a protein of 499 amino acids. Gene Ontology annotation, cellular component: plasma membrane. The transcript is spliced from 7 exons. NCBI's taxonomy places the organism in Eukaryota, Metazoa, Chordata, Aves, Passeriformes, Passeridae.